AUGUCUCUAUCUUUACAUAUGAAAGAGUCUUUAUUAAGGCCGGCUCACAGUAUAUUACAACUAGUGAUAGAUACCUUUUUAUCCUGUGGACAGCCCGCUAGUGUUGGGUAUACCGCUAAACCCGACAACACUGCCCUGAAUGCCGUUGCCACAAAGACCUGGUCUUAUAAGGCGACUAGAGUUAGAGUUGGCGGCGGGUUGUGUCUUUUGUUGUUCUUAUUGAGCAGUGUUGGCGGAUCAAGUGAUAUCGAUGAGAUGCUUCAGCGGGAUUUACUAGACCCGGGCCAAAUGAUUAAAGCUCUGCAGCUACUUGGCUUUUCUUAUUCGCGGUUUAAUUCGUUGAUAGGGGUCGCACCCUAUAUUCCCAACAAAUGCGCACAUCCUAUCUCUAACAUUAACCUAGCCUUGACCUUAGACACCUCCAAUACAGCCCAUCCAGCUCCCAGUUAUGUGAUAACGCAUUUUGAUACAUGUCUGCAAUUUUCAUUGCCGAACUAUCCCGAUGCAGGCGUGGCCUUAUCCUAUCUAAAGUUGUUAAAAAAGAUUGCUGUUAUUAGGAGCGAUAAACUCUAUACCAUGGAUAUUUUAUAUGCAUCAGCCAAUCCAAAUUGUCGCCAGGAAAAUCUACGAAUUCUAUCCCGUCUUAUUAACCUAUUAGACUCUGACAAUCUCUGUCUUCAAUUUGAUGGCAAUCUGGAUAAAGAGGUGGGUGAUAUCGAUAGGCAUCUAGAUAUUUGCCGAAAAGAAGCACAGAACGUACUUGACCAUGCGAACUAUAAGAAACGCGGCCGAAUCAUCUUUUCAUGCGCUUCAACUAGUAGUCUCCCGAACUUAGUCUAUAGCGGUAUCGUCUUUUUGCGGCCAAUUGUAGAAAUUGUGAUAGAAGGCCAUAAUCUUCGAUCUAUCAAUUUAGUUAGCCGUCUUCCAUUAGCAGAAGGUUACACCAUCUAUCUUCAGCAGGUGUCCGGUAAGAUUAACAUUGCCUUCGAAUUUCUCCAGCCGCCAGCUCCCAGGUGCCACCAGAUUGCCAUGGAAGAUUAUUACGUCCCUGUAGUGACAUUAACCGGCCUUGAUAAUGCUAUCGCCGCCCAUCCAGAAAUAGUCCUAAAGGCGAACUGGACAACUCUUCAGUAUUUGGGCAAAUACAAUAUAGCUUCUAUCAGAGUUCAUACUAUUAUAGGCUUUGAAGGUUAUGAAUCAUAUGAACAGGACCAAUCACCACUUCCAUCACAUCACGAGCAUACGCAUGUGGAGGCUCGGAUCUCUGCCAUCAAGGCCAUUGCGAUCGUCUCUGCCGAUAUGAUAUGCAGACCCAAACAGCACUACAGACAGAUUUACAACAAAGCAUUGUAUGCUAAAUAUGGAAUCUCAGUUAAAGAGUGCGAGAUCAUCUAUGACGAAGACCGCGACGAUUUGGAUCAAACUAUAAGUUUGCUUUACAAGCUGGGAGGAUUAUCAGCUAAGCCGACAGACGUUAUAACGAGAGCUGUUCAUUGCCUUGGCGAGACACUUAAUAACCCUAACUGGGUGUGCCACAAGCCCGUCAGCAUCAGACUUAAGACGCCCCAAUUUAUACAGAAUAUACAGAGAUACAAAAGGCAUUCUAGAUUCUUUUGUCAGAAUAUACGUUAUACAAGCAUUGAAAUAUUUGGGAGUGUACUUCCAUAUAUAGGCCAAAUCGAGGAUUGUAUGGCCGGUCUAUCUCUGUUCCAUAACAUCACAGCCGAGCGGCUUACCAUCUGCAAUGUCCGUGCUACGAACCAGUUACUAACGAACUUUAACCUAGCCACUAUGCAAAUAGCUACUACCGACCCGCCUAGUUGGUAUCUCAAGCUUAAGGUGUUAGUACUAGAUAAUGUUGAUGAACAUAUCAUUUAUUGGGUCUUGGGAAAUUACAACUUUGUCGGUUCGAUUGAUGUAUAUAUUCUAAACCAGCGCUUUACUAAUCUUGCCAUCGUCCAAAUCCUUUCUCUUCCGAUUGCUUACAGCAUUGCAAGUCUCGUGCUCAAUAACGUCCUAGAUCUAGAUGAAGCCAAGCAUUGUCUUCAACUAGGCAAAAUUAAGGACUUCUCAGUAUUUCGAUACAUAGAGGAAGCCCGAGAAAGUAACCAGGCACGUACAAGUUUAGGCAUACACAAGCUGCUUCUGGCAAUGUUCAGUGGCGAGGAGAUUUCAUAUAGCGACGUCUUAAGCAAGUUUUUGGCCUAUGGCAUCCGCUAUCAGGUGGCUGCACUUGAAAGUUACAUUACCCACGCAGUAAAAGUAUGCGAUACUGCCCUUUCACUGGACUAUAAUUGGAUCAAGCUUUUCGGCCUUACUUUGGCGGCCUUAAAAGCUGAUUUGGCCCGCUGUUUAACACAUGCCUAUGCGCUCCAAAACACCACUCCAGCCCCUCCAACCCCUUCAACCACGAGAAAAUACUUCGCUACUAAGCUGUUCUUGCAUUUUAGCAACAGUGUGCCGUUAAUUGAAGCCAAUCUAUCACUAAUUCUUCGCUGGGUUUUCUACCGAUUCUUGGAUUUGAACACUUUGCGACUAGCCAAUGUUAAGAUCUCCGAACCCACUCGGAUAGCGCUAGAAUUUCGUGACUACUUGGUUGUUGGCAAUGGUAUAUACAAAGUUGUUCGGUUACAUGGCAGAAAACAAACGAACUACUGUGUUAAUAUGCAAAUUCAACCGUACCACACUAUUCGACUGAUCAAUGUUGCUUCUCCUACACCUGCUGCCGCUGUUGUGGCAUCAGAAAUGUUGCCCCAAAUUCUUGGCCAGGACCUCAAACAGAUAAACCCCAAGACUUCCCUUCACAAGUUCGUAAAGUACCUCAGGACGCAUAUCAACCAAGCUACCUGCCCGGCCUGUCUCCGAGACCUUUAUCUACCAGAUGAAAUCAAAACGCAGAUAGACGAAGUAAUGAAAAUGCUAGCAGACAAGGAAAAACAGGCAGAUAGGAUAGAACCAACAAGUGAGAUAAGAAAAGUAGAUGGGUUAGAACUAACAGACGAGACAAGACAAGCAGAUUCAAACCAAGAUGACCCACCGACCAAGAAACAGCGCCGCUGCUUUAACGAGACUGACAACUUUACAACACUUUGUUAUUUACAGUGCGGGCAUUUCGUCUGUAGUGUAUGUAUACUUAGCAUCCAGCCGCCAAGUAGAUGUCCCAUAUGCCGGUCCGAUGGCUUGUACUGCGGCAUUCAUCAACUUAGAUAUGGCCGUCUACCUAACAUCGCAUUGGUUGAGGAUAAUUCAAUGGUGCCCGCUAGUAUUCUUGAACGGUUCACUUUUGAGACAAUACGUAACCAACCAACUUACUUCUACAUACUCUAUGGCAGUAAGUAUCAGAUAAACACCGAUUUUGACAGCAAGACAACAAACGAUCUUGCCUUACAAUUCUAUGUCAUUUGUCUAUAA
Messenger RNA from Nematocida homosporus, 3411 nucleotides. RefSeq lists its product as uncharacterized. The transcript has a single exon. NCBI's taxonomy places the organism in Eukaryota, Fungi, Microsporidia. Bases 1 to 3411 code for a protein of 1136 amino acids. The record is from RefSeq and is a predicted model, not a curated record.